Messenger RNA from Periconia digitata, 1275 nucleotides. Lineage: Eukaryota; Fungi; Ascomycota; Dothideomycetes; Pleosporales; Periconiaceae. The record is from the annotation of a GenBank genome assembly.
CACAACACGCGCAUAGCGUACUAUAACAUUCCUCGUAAAUGCAAGAGCUGCUAAGAAAUCUACUAGAGUUUUUUUGGUUUGCGGAUGAUAGAUGGUGUGUUUAAACUUCCUGAGAUGUGACAUCCUGAUGUAACGCGUAGCAUUCUAUGACGCGUCUGCCGUAACAUGCAUCGCAUCUCAAAGAUUGAGUCCAGCCGCAGCGCAGUCGUCACGUGAUCAAGAUACACGCUAAGCGGGAAUCUAUCUCGAACCAAUCACCGCUCGAUAAGCGCCGACAAGGUCUUGGCAGAACGUUAAUUUUUCUUACCACCACCCCAAAGAUUUCUUGGGUUUUGAUGAUGUGAACUCGACAUAUCCCCCGUCCGAAACACGAAGAACUUGUUUUUUUUCUCAACUUCCAGCGUCCCACUGUGCCACGAGAGGAUCGUUAGGGAUAUUGUCGAACGGAAGAGCGAUUUGGAGAAGAUGUCGUCGAUUCGGAAUGCCGUGCAGCGGCGCAAUCACAAGGAGCGCGCGCAGCCCGAAGAGCGCGCAAAAUGGGGGUUACUGGAGAAGCGAAAGGACUACAAACUGCGGGCGGCCGACCACCGCGACAAGAAGAAACGCAUCAAGAUCCUCAAGGAGAAAGCGGCGGAGCGCAACCCGGAUGAAUUCUCGUUUGCGAUGCUGAAUGCUUCCGUCGAUAAGUAUGGGAGGAAGGUCAAGGAGCGAGGGAAUACCACGCUCGGCCAGGAUGUGGUCAAGCUGCUUAAAACGCAGGAUGCCGGGUAUAUACGCACGAUGCUGCAGAUGGUGCGGAAAGAGCGCGAGGAGCUGGAGCAGAGGGUGGUGUUGGCGGACGAGGAGGUGAAGGUGCUGAGGGAUGGGGGUGGAAAGAAGGCGAGGCAUACGGUGUAUGUGGGGGGUGUUGGGGAGCAGGAGGGGUUUGAUGAGGAGGCGUGGUUUGGGGUGGGUGGGGAGUGUCCUUCGUGGAAUAGGCGGAGGAAGAGUGAGGCGGGUGGGGAGGAAGAUGGGGAUGCGGGAGAGACGAAGAAGAUGUCGAAGAAGCAGGUCGAGGCCAAGGCGCUCAAGGAGAAGGAGGAGCGGUCGUUGAUGAGCAAGCGGGCGAGACUUCAGCACAGGUCGGCUCUGCAUCUCGAGGCGGUCAAGGCUCGCGAGCGCGAUCUCGUGGCUGCACAGGAAGAACUGGAGAAGCAGCGGGCCAAGAUGAACAAUACUGUGGGCGGGACUAACAAGCACGGCGUCAAGUUCAAGCUGCGCGAGAGGAAACGAUGA